GAGGGACUUCCGGCGCUGCGAUAUUUUCUUUCCGGUUACUGGGACCUGCGGGUUCUUCCCUCCUGGGCCCUGUGCCCCCCACCCCGCGGCCCCCCGCGGCUCCCCGCCGCCGGGCUCGCCGCCACCAUGAAGAAAUUGUUCCAGGAGAUCAAGGCUGACAUCAAGUUCAAGAGCGCGGGGCCGGGUCAGAAACUCACAGACUCCGUAGGGGAGAAGGCCCCCAAGGAAAAGGCGCGCCAGUCAGCCCCCCGGCAGCCCCGCCAGGGACCCACCGAUGAGGCACAGAUGGCGGCUGCUGCUGCCCUGGCCCGACUAGAGCAGAAGCAGCCCAGGGCCCGAGGCCCCACGUCACAGGACUCCAUCCGGAACCAGGUGAGGAAGGAACUUCAAGCAGAAGCGACUGUCAGUGGCAGCCCGGAGACACCAGGGACCAACGUGGUAUCUGGACCCGAAGAAGAAGAUUCUACCCAGCUGCCAGCGUCCGGCGUGUACUUCACCUGCCCGCUCACGGGAGCCACUCUGCGCAAGGACCAGCGGGACGCUCACAUCCGAGAGGCCAUUCUGUCGCACUUCUCCACUGACCCUGUGGCUGCCUCCAUCAUGAAGAUCCACACAUUCAACAGAGACCGGGACAAGGUGAAGCUAGGCGUGGAUACCAUCGCCAAGUACCUGGACAACAUCCACCUGCAUCCAGAGGAGGAGAAAUACCGGAGGAUCAAGCUGCAAAACAAGGUGUUCCAGGAACGCAUCACGUGCCUGGAAGGGACCCAGGAAUUUUUUGAGGCCAUUGGUUUCCAGAAGAUGCUGCUGCCCAUCCUGGAUCAGGAGGGUGUGGAAGAGGAGUACUACGUGCUAAGCGAAGUCGCGCAGGCGCAGCUGCAGAACCUGGCACGGCACCGCGAGCAGCUGCUGGCGGCGGAGCCAGUGCGGGCCCAGCUGGACCGCCAGCUCCGCGUCUUCCGGCCCUCACCGCUGGCCUCGCACUUCGACCUGCCUGGGGACUUUUUCAGCCUCACGGCAGAGGAGCUCAAGCGUGAGCAAAGGCUCCGGGCUGACGCAGUGGAGCGGCUGAGUGUGCUGCGCACUAAGGCCAUGCGGGAGAAGGAGGAGCAGCGGGAGCUGCGCAAGUACAACUACACGCUGCUGCGCGUGCGCCUGCCCGAUGGCUGCCUGCUGCAGGGGACCUUCUAUGCUCGGGAGCGGCUGUCAGCACUGUAUGAGUUCGUUCGAGGGGCCUUGCAGAGCGAUUGGCUGCCCUUUGAGCUGCUGGCCUCUGGCGGACAGAAGUUGGCUGAGGAUGAGAAUGUGGCCUUGAAUGAGUGCGGCCUGGUGCCCUCGGCCCUCCUGACCUUCUCGUGGGACAUGGCUGUGCUGGAAGACAUCAGGGCCGCGGGGGCCGAGCCAGACCCUUCCGUCCUGAAACCGGAGCUCCUGGAGGCCAUUGAACAGUUCUCCUGAAAUAAAGGCAGAGUUGGCUUCUGCCCGGGUCUGUCUUCUGCUCGCCUGUCCCUGUCCUGUCCCUGUCCCAAGCCAUGAGAACCUCUGGAAGCACCUGUUUAGUGCAAGUCCCAGGCAAGGGAGGCGCUGGCUGGCUGUGAGGCUGUAGAUCCAGGCUCACCCGAGACUUGGUCCCUUGGGGGGCUGAGGGGCAGCACUGUGCCAGUGCCCUGGAGCAGCAGGGCACACUGGUGGGCAGAGCUGCUCAGGCACAGUUCCCCCGUGCUGUGGAUUGAGGUGGCCCAUCCAGCACUGGAGCUGGUGACAACCACAGGGAAGUGCUGGCCUGACAGCACAGAUCUGUAACUUCUAACUUAUAAACCUGAAUAAACAGAUUUGAAUACAG
This is a messenger RNA of Chinchilla lanigera (long-tailed chinchilla), 1843 nucleotides long. It is a transcript of the gene Ubxn6, whose product is annotated as UBX domain protein 6. The record is from RefSeq and is a predicted model, not a curated record. The coding region runs from base 127 to 1458 and encodes 443 amino acids. Gene Ontology annotation, molecular function: protein binding. The transcript has 11 exons. NCBI's taxonomy places the organism in Eukaryota, Metazoa, Chordata, Mammalia, Rodentia, Chinchillidae. Gene Ontology annotation, cellular component: cytoplasm.